Molecule: messenger RNA, 3400 nt
Organism: Notolabrus celidotus (New Zealand spotty)
Lineage: Eukaryota; Metazoa; Chordata; Actinopteri; Labriformes; Labridae
Gene: pth2ra
Product: parathyroid hormone 2 receptor a
Exons: 13
Coding region: 88-1650 (520 amino acids)
Biological process (GO): cell surface receptor signaling pathway; adenylate cyclase-modulating G protein-coupled receptor signaling pathway
Cellular component (GO): plasma membrane
Molecular function (GO): peptide hormone binding; parathyroid hormone receptor activity; G protein-coupled peptide receptor activity
Source: RefSeq, a predicted model, not a curated record
AGGGCUGCCAUGAUGAGGAUCAUGACACUCCAUCUGCAGCGGUAUCUUUCUUCAAUGUUGUACUGAGCUGACGAAGAUUCUGAGCAGAUGGGGUUUGAUGGUCCUCCCUCUGCACAGGAGCAGAUGUACAUCCUUUAUGAAAUCAAACUGCAGUGCUACCAGAACCUCUCCAAUAUUGACCUGGGGUCCACAGAUGAGGUGUGUCCUCCUGACUGGGAUGGUCUUAUUUGUUGGCCCCACGGCUCCCCUGGACUCGUCACAAAGGUUCCCUGCCCGUCUUACAUCUAUGACUUCAAUCACAAAGGUCAUGCUUACAGAAAGUGUGAUGGCAAUGGUUCCUGGGUGUUUGUGGACCGCUGGAACAAAACAUGGACCAACUACUCCGAGUGUCUGCGCUUCCUUCAGCCCAGCGACGAGGCAGGAAGACAAGACUUCUUCGAGAGGCUGUAUGUCAUGUACACCAUUGGCUACGCUGUGUCCUUCAGCUCUCUGCUGGUUGCAAUCUUCAUCAUUGGAUCCUUCAGGCGUCUUCACUGCACCAGAAACUACAUCCACAUGCACCUCUUUGUUUCCUUCAUGUUACGCGCAGUCAGCAUCUUUGUUAAGGACAAAGUCGUCCAUUCCAGCGCUGGAUUGCAGGACUUUGAUUCGGCUUUGUUGGACAACUUAAAAACUGUCAGCAUGGCACCCCUGGACAAGUCUCAAUAUAUUGGCUGCAAGGUGACAGUGCUGCUCUUCAUCUAUUUCCUGGCCACCAACUACUACUGGAUCCUGGUGGAAGGCCUCUACCUCCACAGUCUCAUCUUCAUGGCCUUCAGAUCAGUCUCCAAAUACCUCUGGGGCUUCAUUCUCAUUGGAUGGGGUGUUCCAGCUGUUUUUGUGGCAGUGUGGGCGAUUGUCAGGGCAACGCUAGCAGAUGCAAGGUGUUGGGAGCUAAGUGCCGGUAAUAUAAAGUGGAUCUACCAGGUUCCUAUCCUGACAGCCAUUGGGCUCAACUUUGUUUUGUUUGUGAACAUUGUUCGAGUGUUGGCAACGAAAAUAAGAGAGACUAACGCUGGAAGAUACGACACAAGGAAACAGUACAGGAAACUGGCGAAGUCCACUCUUGUCUUAGUCCUGGUGUUCGGCAUCCACUACAUCGUCUUUGUCGGGAUGCCUCAUUCAUUACAGGGCUUGAGCUGGGAAGUUCGCAUGUACUGUGAACUGUUCUUCAACUCCUUCCAGGGUUUCUUUGUGUCCAUCAUCUAUUGUUUCUGCAAUGGAGAGGUUCAGGCAGAGAUAAAGAAAACAUGGACACGUUGGAACCUGGCCUUUGAGUGGGAAGGCCCGGUUGUCUGUGGCCGCUACCGUUACAGCAACGUGGUGCUGGGCCUCAACAACAACAGCACCAGUAGCCAGUCACACCUGGCAGGGGCUGGACCUUCCACACGCUCCACCACGCUUGUUUCAAGUCGUGUUUAUCGGAGCACGGGUCCAGUGAUCACCAUGCACGCCACCCUACCAGGAUAUGUGAUCAGUAACUCAGACCCUUCCAUACCUGAAGAAGCUGAGGACAGCGGGCCAAAGAGGGUGGACGAUAUCUCGCUGAAAGAAAACCUGCCUGUUCUUAAUACCAGUGCAACAGCUGAGGAUGAGGAGGAGACAUUGUAGCAGCAGCACAGUGUCAAAAAACAUUCAGUACGGACUUAUGACAGAGUUUUCUGGUAGAACUGUGCCAACCCAGACCAGCCUGACGGACUUCAAACUUUAAACAGGGUAGUGAUGGUAAACAAAAACUUGUUUUAAUGUGCAACAAUGAAUUCACCUCAUAGAAUAGAAUGAAAUUGCAACUUUAAAAAACACAGUUGAAUGGUUAUGAAGCUGAAUACUAUUUAGCAGGAUAGUAUUUAUACCACAGUCUCUUUAGACACUUCAACCCAGUCAAAUUUUUAACAUUUCUAAGCAUGAGCCUUAGUUAACACAAUGGAAUCUAAAAAUGUAACAGUAAAAUGAUGUUUGAUUGGAUGACCCAGGCCAUGAACCUGAGCUAUCAGUGUUAAUAGCAAAGUUAAUGUUGACCUUCUCAAGCUCUGUGGUAACACUUCCCUCACUCAGUGACUAUUUUAAGCCUUAGUGCUACAUGUUGUUAAUCACUAAUGGAGAUGGUUUGCACGUAAUGUAUUUGUAGGAGGCAAAGGUGAGAUACAUCUCAUGCAACAGAAACAUUCAUCCACAAUUACAGUAUGUUUCAGUGUUGGUAUUUUGAGAGAGCUGCCGCACAGACCCUCCUACUGAAGACAAUCACUCCUCACCUUUAGAAGCUUUCAAACGGAACAGAAAAUGUUAAAAACUUCUGCAGAUUUCAGACAAGACAAAAAGGCUGCUUAUUUUUCUCAGGGAGGGCAAUGCCGCAGUGCAUUUUUCCUGAAUGUGGUUCACCUUCAUUGUAGAAAUCCACUGAUGAAGAUAAUGAUAAGCCACUGGAAGAUAAAAGCACAAAGAAACCCUUGAGAUUAAUGACACUAAAUAAUGAAUGGGCGAGGUAAACUGCCGAUAUGAAUGGUGGUUUAUUCCUUUUCUCAAAAUAACAAUGACAGGUACAAAGACUGUAGAAUACUCAUCUAUUCUUAUUGUACUUGCAAACAUGAUCUAGUAGUGUAUGUUCAAAUUCAUUCACUGAAUAAAUUGGAUUACUACAUGUCAUGUUCUACACAGAUGCAAAAGCUGCAUAGAAAUUGUAAUUUACCACCACCUGCAGGAGUUUGUAUUCCUUCUUUCUUCUUAUGAUUCCAGCCAGUCCAAGAGAUGGCUUGUCCUUAUAUUAAAUCCUUUUAUUGACAAAUUUAGUGUCAUGGUGAACUGUGCUUGCCUGUACUGUCAGUCCACUGUGUAAAGAAUCCUGCAUUUGAAAGAAGAGACUUUAAAGCAACAUUUUCCAGUUGAACUAUGAAAGAACACAGAUUAUUUUUAUUCAUGACUUCAAGUCAGACUCAACUGACAUAAAGAUUCUGCUCACUUUCUGAGAGACGUAUCGAUGUUGGCUUUUAUUGUCUUCAACCGCCAAUAUCUGUUGAUGUGUGUACUUGAUGUGUGUGUUUACUGCCUAUGAGCGAGCAGCAAUUGUUACAGUAGCACAUACCUUUUUAUGGCACAUGAACUGUUCCACAAAAUCAGCAUUUAAUUCUGUAUUUUUUUAUUUUUGAUAAACUCACUGUUGUUCUGAUUGUGAAGGGCUACGAUUGAAGAAUGUUCAAUGAUUUUGUGUCUGCUAUGCGCAUGCAUGUUUGUAAGUGCAUUAAAUGCUGUGUUGGUCCAAAAUAAGAUCUUUAUUAUGAAUUUUGCCUCUUCUGCUACAGCAAAAACAUGUUAAAAAGCUACUUAUCCCUUUUCAAAGUUUGGUGUUCAAUGAAUGGGCUGUCUG